AUGUCGCGUUACAGAGGACCUCGUUUCAAAAAAAUCCGUCGUCUGGGGGCUUUACCGGGGCUAACUAGUAAAAAGCCUAGAGCCGGAAGCGAUCUUAGAAACCAAUCGCGCCCCGGCAAAAAAUCUCAAUAUCGUAUUCGUUUAGAAGAAAAACAAAAAUUGCGCUUUCAUUAUGGUCUUACAGAACAACAAUUACUUAAAUACGUUCGGAUCGCCGGAAAAGCCAAAGGGUCAACAGGUCAGGUUUUACUACAAUUACUUGAAAUGCGUUUAGAUAACAUCCUUUUUCGAUUAGGUAUGGCUUCGACUAUUCCUCAAGCCCGCCAAUUAGUUAACCACAGACAUAUUUUAGUUAAUGGUCGUAUAGUAGAUAUACCAAGUUAUCGCUGCAAACCCCGAGAUAUUAUUACAGUGAGGGAUGAGCAAAAAUCCAGGGCUCUGAUUCAAAAUUAUCUUGAUUCACCCCCCCGUGAGGAAUUACCAAAACAUUUGACUCUUCACCCAUUCCAAUAUGAAGGAUUAGUCAAUCAAAUAAUAGAUAGUAAAUGGGUCGGUUUGAAAAUAAACGAAUUGCUAGUUGUAGAAUAUUACUCUCGUCAGACUUAA
Molecule: messenger RNA, 606 nt
Organism: Prunus armeniaca (apricot)
Lineage: Eukaryota; Viridiplantae; Streptophyta; Magnoliopsida; Rosales; Rosaceae
Source: the annotation of a GenBank genome assembly